This is a messenger RNA of Mucor velutinosus, 471 nucleotides long. RefSeq names its product Actin-2. The transcript has a single exon. The coding region runs from base 1 to 471 and encodes 156 amino acids. The record is from RefSeq and is a predicted model, not a curated record. NCBI's taxonomy places the organism in Eukaryota, Fungi, Mucoromycota, Mucoromycetes, Mucorales, Mucoraceae.
AUGUCUUACUGUCAAGAAGCUACAACAACAAAUUACUAUUAUAAUACAGACAUGCAAGACAAGCAAAAGAUCCAAUACAUCCUAGAUGGCACACACAGCGAUACCAAGAUACCCCAGAUUGUAAAUAAUAAUUCCACAUCCACUACAUCAUCCUCCACCACAGUAAAUAGCAAUAACUUUCAAUUUAUACAUUACAAAGACCCACAAGCACAACAACAAUCACAGCCAAGUAGGCUUCUCACAUCAUCUUAUCAAGAUAUGCAACCAGACACUCCUCCCUUAGAGGAUGCUCGACCACCACCUACAGCAACUGAAUUGCAAUACAUUAAACGCAUUCACACACUGAUGAACCUCGUAGCUAAACAAACCAAAGAAAUUCAAUCACUUAGAUCCAUCAUUGAAGCUUAUAGUCAAAACGAAAAUAAUGAUUGCUGUAGUAUUAAUAGUAGAAAGCGCAAUAAACAAUUCUAG